Cinara cedri is the source of this 20212-nucleotide messenger RNA. The record is from the annotation of a GenBank genome assembly. NCBI's taxonomy places the organism in Eukaryota, Metazoa, Arthropoda, Insecta, Hemiptera, Aphididae.
AGCGGACAACUCGCACCACGAUCACUGCACGGCUGACGCGUCCCGUCAAAUCGUCUCUGGCCACGGUGACUGCACGUCGUAUUUCGUAGUUUUGAGUCGUGAAUUCGGACAACUUUCAAUAGUAGCCACGUGGUUUUUCUAGCACUCACCUGCGUUUCCGUUCAUUCCAAUAUCGCAAACAACAAUAUUCCUCGCGAACCGUGUUUCGAGUACAAAAGGUAAAGGACAACAUUGUUAUUAUUAUUAUUACUAUUAAUAUUAUUAUAUUUUUAUUAUUAUUGUAUUUUUAUUAUUAUUAUAUUUUUAUUAUUAUAUUUUUAUUGUUAUUUUAUGCUAUAAUCUUAUAGCGAGACAUGUGUAUUGGUUUUACUAUUAAUUUCCGUAUUGCCCGCACAAUAUUUUAGAACGAUGAAUAAUAAAACGACGGAUUUCGAGGGGCGAGGGUAGGGCGCGUGCUCUCGUUGGUUGUAUUAGUUUUGGUGUGUCUACUCGCGUAUAUUCUAUAGACGUGUUCAAAUUAUCGAAAUUACAAGUUAUCUGUUAAUUAAACGCGUGUUGUGUAUUUAUGUACUAUUCGAGUUUUUCUCUUCGGUUUUUUGGAUUUAUGUGAACAAAAUGACUCGUUCGAUAUUUUGACUUUGAAUAUCGCCUCUUGGCAGUGGCGAAUUUACGCGGAGGAGUCCGGGGGGUCAGGAACCGCCCUGAACUCGGGAGUUCAGACUGAACUAAGACAUAAAAACUUGGCAGAUUAAUACGAAUUGUAAUACUUUUUUCAUAUGUACACUUGUUAUAUUAUAUUUAUACUGGCCUUUGUCAUUAUUAUUGUCGCCGUGAACUCGCGAUGUUCACGCCACACUUUUUAGGCACAGAAACACCGAGAUCUAUAGGUACAAAACUACAUUUCAAUUCGUAAAAAUAGACAAAUUUAGCGAUUACAUUUUUGUCGAUGAUAUUUGGUGUUUAUCAUAGGUUUUAACAUUACUGUACCAUAUCCAGUGACCGUUUUACGAGGGGGUACACCGGGGUCUGUACACCUCCAGACUCCAAAAAGGAGAUUUUGAGUUAUAGUAUUUAAAUUAACUUUUUGUUGAAAUUGGUCCAUUCAUGCGGUUAAUUAUUGAAAAAUAAAAAAAAUAAAAUAAAAUAAUAAUAUGUAAGUUGAUUAAAAUUAAUAAGUAUUGGGUACAUUUUUUUUUAUGUGAUUAAUACAUUAAUUAUAUUAAAGACCUCUUCCCCCCCAGAAAAAGUGCCACUACCUAUUGGUAAACUCAGAUACCUAAUUUGAAAAAGGUUUCGUAUAAAGAAUUGUAAUAAUAUAUCUACAAAAUUUCGAAUUUUUUAUAUAAUAUAUAUUUAAGCGUGUGUGUGUUUAAGCUAAUUUCGACAAAAAUCGUUCAAAUAACAAACAUUAACCAGAUGUAUGAAUACCUAAUAUUUUUGAUAAAUGUUUGGAAAAUACAUUUUUUUAGCCCAGAAAAAACGUUAGAAAAUGGGUAAAACAAAAAAAAUUAAAAUUUUCUUUUCCCUUCGCCCCCUCACAAAUCCAUUUUUCAACACUGAUUUUGAAACUGUUAGAAUUUUUUUUAGGAAACCAGAAAUCUCACAAUCAACUUGACUGAGAAUGCAGAAUUAGAUUUUAAAAACAAUUUUUUUUAAAGAUAGUAUUUUUCUACCACGAAGAUUAUGGCACAAUUAAGGUUUUUUUUAAUUUAUAAAUAUUUUAGAAGUUAUAGGGAACUAAAUUUUAUUUUGUUGAUUUUAUGAUUUUAUGAUUUUACAAGUCCCACGUUAUAGUUCUGAGUUCUUAAUUUGUUUUUCCCCCCUGUUAUCUACCUAACGUGGUUUUGCCCAACAAAUCCAAAGUUAUUUUCGUUUAAAAUGUUUCGUUGGCAUUAUUAAAAGGCAACGGGUUUUUACGGCAUAGUUCUUAGAAUAAAUAUACUUAAUAUGAAGAUGAUAUGGGCUUUGAUUAGUAAUUGUUCUAACACGAUUAGAUUAGAUUAUAUUAGAUUAUAUUAGAUUAGAUUGGAUUGGAUUGGAUUGGAUUGGAUUAGAUUAGAUUAGAUUAGAUUAGAUUAAACUAAAUUAAAUUAAAUUAAAUUAAAUUACAUUUAAUUACAUUUAAUUACAUUUUACAAUAAUAUUUAAUUUAUUCUACAUUGGUGUGCCCGACAGAGCAACUAAAGCUGUAGUACAAAAUAAUUUUAAAAUUCUUGUUUAAAUUUAAUAAUGUCUCGUUUAAAUCUUCCAAAAAUUUAACAAAAAAAAAAUGUCCAAUUGUGAAGUCUCGGGAAAAUUAACUAGGUUAUUAUUAUUAUCCCUCCAAUUUCGCUGGAAUCCUAUCGUUGACUUUGUUUUACCUGUGCCGUGUGAAAUGUUCGAUUAGAAAUCAAAAAAACGCCGUGUAACUAUCGAGUAUCGUUUCCGCAAUUUAGCAUCAUUGGCCGGACGUAUAAGUUCAGCGUGUAUAAACCUCGCGGAAGGUCUUUUUUGAACAAUAAAGUGGACUCGUCCGUCCUCGACACUUCGCUUCAUUUUUAAGGUUCCCCAGCGCAGUACUAGAUCAAGCCAUUCCAUUUUUAAUUCCACAAAAAUGUACCACCAACUGCAUGCGCAAUAUUCCUAUUAGGCGGUCAAUGUCUCGCGUCAAUGCGUAUUCCUGCUUCCUUAGGAUUGUUGCUCUUUCCUAUUUGCGUCGCCGACAUACCUACCUGGCAGUCAUGAAUUAUGAGCGAGUUAGAAAAUAGUAAUCAAAAUAUUGAUUGGGUAAAUGUCUGUCGAGAAGACAUGUAAUCGAUGGAAUAGUCGGAUGUAGACAAGUCAAAAUCGGUGUUAUCACACCACUGGUUGGUGUGGUGUCGUUGUAGUGGAUAUUGACGAAAGUAAAUACGGAAAGAUGAAAUAUCAAGGGGGUUUGCGCUCAAUUGAUGGACAGAGCAGGUAUUUAGAGGUGUUUAAGCGUUGAAUGAACAAACGUUUUCUUGUCUCUUUGGGUAAAAGAAACACAAUUACUCUACUCUAAAUUAUUCUAAAUUUAUAAAGGAUUGGAUUUUACCAGGGAAAACAAUAAUUUCUGACAUUGGAAGGUAAUUAUUUAAAACAAUAAGAAUUUUAUAGGAAAAUAAUAUUUUUGAAUAUUUUUGACAUACCUAAGACUGUUUAAAUGAAGAGGAGGGAUUUGUUCAAUUUAAAGUUAACCAUAGUGUUAAUUUUAAAGAUAUUGAUAUUCAUCAACAUACUAUUACCAUACAAGACCUUUGGAGACUUGCAAAAUAUUCACUUUCCCAAUACUACAGGAAGAAAGAUUUUAUUGUGGGAUAUUUUGCAAAACAUGUUUUUAAAAAAAAUUAAAAAUCAAAAUGCUGAUAUUUUUUUAAAUUGGCUUCAAAUAAUGAAACUGACAUUAUCUAUUAAUGUAUUGCUUGUAUUUAUUUUAUUAAUACAUAGGUAAAUGUAUUAUAAAACAAUAAAACACGUUUUUUAAAAUUUGAAGUUUUUUUUUUAUAAAUAAAUUCUUUAAUAGUAAUGGUUCUUCAAAAAUAUUCAAAAAUUCCUAAAUCAGCAUUGAAAAACACGUCUAAAAAAAAAUAAUAGAAAUUUGUGAAGUUUAUUGAUUGUUUCUUAAUCUCUCCUUAAAAGGAUAGUUCACAGGGUUUUUCGAAUUUUUGGUACAAAAAUUUCAUUUAAUUUGUUGAUUUAUAGGUUACCAUGGUGACAUAGAUGAUAAUUUGGUUUUUACGAACAAGACAAUUAUUAGUAUUACUUUUUAUUACUAUUAUUUACUCUAUUGUUCACUAUAAUUUUAUAUUAAGGGCAAAAAUGUGUCACUUUAAUAGGAAUAUAAGCGAAAACUGAGACUCUCAUAGAAACUGUGCCACGUGAGACCUGUUUCUCAACAACAUGCAAGGUAAAAAUGUUAAUGUUCUUGAGUAAAUUGAAAAGUUUUUUUGAUGAAUGGUUCCACACACAUUAAAUUGAAGUGUAGUGACAUGUAAGCUGUAUACAAGCAAAGUCUGGGGUAGUAUAUAGAUACAUCUAGGUAUAUUUUUAAAUUAAAACAUUUGACCCGACAAAAAAGUGGACAGACAGGACAGCUAUUAUCUAAUGAAGUACUUAUAACCAUAUUAUAAUAUAUUUUGUUAAGCGCUAAAAUAUUAAAAUUAAUAAUAAAAUCUGUUAGCAGAGGUUACAGUUACAGUGAACCAAUUGUUAUUAUUUUAAAAUUUUACAAAUUAAUAACAAUUAAAUUAAAUAUAAUGUAACCAAAUUUAUUUAAAAGAUAUUGGCACCUAAUAUCUAAAUAAUGUUUUUUUCAGAUUGUAUAGUUAAAAUUAAAUAACAAAUUAGAAUUUUAAUAAUUUCAGUGAUUGUUGAGGAAUCGUUAAGUCACUGAAUAGCUUUAAAUGUCAGAUAUAUAUUUUAGUGAUCAAUCAAUACGAAAAAUCAACAAUAUUAAAAUGGAAAAUGACAAAAGGUACUCAUAUAACUUGUUUAUAAUCUAUACAUUCUCAUACAUUUUAUUUAAAAAUAAUAUUAAACAAAGUCCCUACCUACUUGUUGGUAUUAUUAAUAUUUGUUUAAAUUUUGCAAAUGUUUAGAGCUUAGACUAAAAUAAGCAAAAACAUUCAUUAUUUAUUAAGCCCUAAUAAUAUUUCUUUUUCUUAUACCAACAGUUACAAGGGGGUUAUAGUUAUUAUUUAAUAUUUUCCAUAAAUUAUAACUCAAAUCUAGGCCCAAAUUUUUUUAAGAUACAUUGUGAGGUAGAUAAUAUCUAAUGGAUGUUUUCUGUGCAAUGUGUAUUUAAAAUAAAUUGAUAUGUGUGAAUUUAAAUUUAUUCCAGUGAUUGUGCAAUUGUCGAAGAAUUAUCAGAGUCGAUGAAUAGCUUUCAAUACCCAAUACAUUUUAUUGAUCAAUCAAUACAAAAAAUCAACAAUAUUAAAAUAGAAAAUGGCGAAAGGUACUCAUAACUUGUUAUACUAUUUUUAUUUUUAAUAACAUACAGUUACAAGGGGUAAUAUUCUUUUAAAAUAUAAUUCAAUUUUAGGAUACAAUUUGGUUAAAAUAUAUAGGUUGUAUAUCUUGUAUCUAAAUAAUGUUUUUUCAGAAUGUAUAGUUUUAAUAUUUGAUAACAAAUUUUAAUUUUAAUAAUAUUUCAGUAAUGGUGUAAUUUUUGAAGAAUCAUUAGAGUCAUUGAAUAACUUUCAAUGUCCAUUAUAUUUGAGUGAUGAAUCAAAUCCAAAAAUCAACAAUAUUAAAAUGGAAAUUGAUGAAAGGUACCUACCACCUACCUACUUAAUAUUAAUAAUAAUCGUUUAAAUUUUGCAAAUGUUAGAGCUUCGGCAGAAAUUCAUUAUCGAUCCCCAAUAAUAAUUCAUAAAAUAAUUACAAGGGGUUAAAGUUAUUAUUUAAUAUAAAUUAUAAAUCAAAUUUAUUUAAAAUAUAUCUUAAGUCAGAUAUUUAAAAGAUGUUGUUUCCUGAUCAACAUAUAUUUUUUAAAUAAAAUAAUAUAUGUGAAUUUAUAUGAUUUCAGUGAUUGUGUAAAUGUUGAAGAAUUAUUGGAGUCAGCGGAAAGCUUCCAAUACCCAUUAUAUUUUAGUGAUCAUUUAGCACAAAAAAUCAACAAUAUUAAAAUAGAAAAUGGCGAAAGGUACUCAUAUAACUCAUUUAUAAUUCACUUGUAGAUUUUUUUUUAAAUUUUUUAUACAUACAAUCUAUAUUAAAAAGAAAAACUUAGUAGAUUACAUAAUUAAGAAUUUUUUUAUGGGUUUUAAAUGAUAAGAGAUAAUUUCUACUGAUAUUAUUUUACCAUUAUUUACAAGAAGUUUGACAUUGUCUAGGUGGUAACCAGUUUUUAAGUUAAUGGAUUAUUUUCAUUUUUAAUUAUAUUUAAGAAGUAUAUUUAAUUAUAGAGUUGUUAUCAAUUCUUGAAUUUCAGAGGUCUUUCGGACUAUGAUGUAAUAUUAUUUGUUGUUUUGCUGUUGAUAAGAACUUUUUUGGUUUUUAAAUGAUAAAAUACUAUAUAGUAUAACUUCUAAUAAAACAGAUCAAGUGAAGAGCGGUGUGUAUAUACAAUGUAGCACGAUUGGUUGAUAUCGCAAAACUGACUUCCUUCCACCAUUAACAUACAUUUUAUUUAAAAAUAAUUUAUAACAAGAGUACCUACUUAAUAUUUUUAAUAGUCGUUUUUAAGUUUUGAAAAUGUUAGAAGUUAACUAAACCAUUCAUCAUUGAGCCAAUUAUCCCAAUAAUAUAAUUAAUAUAAUUAUAAUAACAGUUACAAGGGGGUAAAGUUGUUAUUUUGUAUACAUUAUUUUAAUUCAAAUUUAGGCCCAAAUUUAGGCCCAAAUUUAUUUAUAAAUUUAAUGUAAGGUAGGUAUCUAAAAUUGAUGUUUUUUGUAAAAUAUAUAUUUGAAAUAAAAUAAUAUAUGUGAAUUUAAAUGAUUACAGUGAUGGUGUUGAAGAAAUAUCGAAGUCAGCAAAUAGCUUCCACUACCCAAUAUAUUUGAGUGAUCAAUCAAUACGAAAAAUCAACAAUAUUAAAAUGGAAAAUGGCAAAAGGUACUCAUAUUAAUUGCAUAUUACCUAUUUGUACCAUUAUAUUAAUUUUGUUAAAAUCAAACUUUUUAUAGAAUACCUAAUGAGGGUUUUUCAGAAAGUAAGGAGUAAGGAGUUUCCAAUUUUUUAUAAAAAGUUUUAUUUAAAUAAUAAUAUCCGGGUUUCUGUAUAAUUCAUGUCGCCUAUUCAACAUAGUCACUGUGUCUCAUUCAAUUUUUUAUACCUUAUAGUCAUUUUUAGGAAAUGAAAAUAGAUAAAGUUUUCAAAAAUUAAUGUGCUACUUCCACCUUUUAUAUACAUAAAGUUCAAAAAGUAUCCAAUAUUAAUAUUUUUUUAAAUAACAAGUCAAUAUUUUUUUUUUCAUUUUAUAAAUGUUUGGAGCUCACGCAGAAAUAGUAAAGAUUUAUUUUUAUCUUUUUAUCUAUUUUGGGGACCAAUUUAUUUUUAAUGUAUUAUAAAGUUGGUAUCUAAUGCUUCAAUAAUGUUGUCUGUAUAAUAUACAGUUAACAUAUAAUAAAUGUGAACUUAAUCAAUUUCAGUAAUGGUUUAAUUGUUAAAGAAUGCUCAGAGUCAGCUAAUAGCUUUCAAUAUCAAAAUGUUGUAGAUGAUCAAUCAAUACAAAAAAUCAACAAUAUUAAAAUAGAAAAUGGUGAAAGGUAUGGUACUCUUAUUACUUGCAUAUUACCUAUUUGCAUUAUUAUAUUAACUUCUGUCUAAACAAAAAUUUAAAAAAAAUAAAUACUAUAUAAGUUUUUUUCAGAAAGUAAGAGGUUUGAGUUCCCAAUUUUUUUAAAAAGCUAUUGAAAAAAUAAUUUCUAGGUUUCUGUGUAAUUCAUGUUAAACAUAGUCACUGCCUCAUCAAAUUUUUUAUACCUUUAAAUAAUUUUUUUAAACCUUUUAAAAGUUUCCGGCUGAUUCUUCACUCUUUUUCAAAAGGUAUAAUUCCUCUUUUCUGAUAAUUCAUUGGUCUCUGGGGUGUAUUAUUUCCUAUCAAAAUUAAGUUUAGAAUAUCAUUAUAUCUUUCCUGUUUCAAAACCCUCAAUGAUCUCUGUUUAAAGUUGGAAAUUAUAUUUACUUUAAAAUUCUUUAUUGUGUCCAUCAUUGUCUUGUGUGAAACUACGGUCUCAAUAGUUUCUUCAAUAUUUAAUUAGUCCCAUUGCCUCCCAAAGUUCAAUUUGUAAAUAUUACAGCCUUUCAAAACACAUAAAACCAAACUCACCACAGAAUCGUUUUUCGUUAGCAAUGAUUAAUCAUUGCAUACAUUGAAUUUCCCCUUUACCUCCCCAAUUUGUCACACACAAAAGUGGCCCACCCAUUGUACAAAAUAUGAUGUCUGGUUUGAUUUUAUAGCCUUUUUUUAAAUUUUUGUCCUGUGUCCUGUCAAGCAAACUGACAAGAUAGCCAUGAUUUUGUUUGUAGUUUCUAAAAUUAAAGCAAUACUGGAACUAAACUUAGAUCACAUAGUUGUGCCCCAACCAUUAAAUACAAAAUACAAAAAUAACCCUUGUUAGUGAGGGCAAAAGUACUUUCUAAACAAUUUUCGUAUUAAUAGUUUUUUGAAAUUAAAUUAUAAUUUUUUUAAAUUUGAAGCCUAUACAAAAAUAUUGAGGCUCAAUAAUAUUUUAUUUAAUAACAACAAACAUCAGUUAUUAAGUGCUGUUUUUUUUCUUCUUAAUAGGUAAAUUUAAAUUUUAAGUUUUAAUUUAAAAUUAGGCAUAGUAUUUAAUGUAUGUGCAAUGUUUAGUUAAAAUAUAAUAUAUGUGAAUUUAAAUAGUUCCAGGUAUGGUGUAAUUGUUGAAGAACUGUCAGAAUCUGCGAAUAGUUUACAAUAUCCAAAUGUUAUAGAUAAUAAAUCUCUACAAAAAAUCUACAAAAUUAAAAUGGAAAUAGAUGAAUGGUACUCAUAUUAAUUAGUUACUUGCAUUUUUAUAUAAAUUUAGUUUUUAAAGUAUCUAAUAUUCAUAUUUUUUAAAUAAAUGUGUUUCUUUUUAUACAUUUUACUAAAAUGUUUGGAGCUCACACAAAAAUAACAAAAUGUUUUUUUAUCUUGAGUUAAAUUUGAGGAACCAAUUUAUUUUUAGUGUAUUAUAUAGUUUGUAGUCAACGCCUAAUUAAUGUUGUCUACAUAAUAUAUAGUUAAAAUAUAAUAAUAUAUGUGAAUUUAACCAAUUUCAGUAAUGGUUUAAUAGUGGAAGAAUGGUCAGAGUCAGCAAAUAGCUUUCAAUAUCCAAAUGUUUUUGACAAUCAAUCGAUACAAAAAAUCAACAAUAUUAAAUUGGAAAUAGACGAAAGGUUCGCAUAUUACUUACUUGCACCUAUAUGUAUAUACAUAUUUUAUAGUUCAGCCUCAUAAUUAACAAAAAAUUAUUUCGAUAUUAAUAUUGUAUAUAUUAGAUAGUAUGCUAUAUUCAAGAACCACAAGUAAAUAGGGAAAUAGAUGAAUGGUACCUGUAUUACUUAUAUAUUAGCUAUUGUGCCUUAUAUAAAAUUAGUUAACAAAGUAUCUAAUAGUAAUAUUUUUAAAAAAUGUAAUGUUUUUUUUUUACAUUUUUUCAAACUUUUGGAGCUCAUGCAAAAAUAACAAAAUAUUUUUUUUUGUUUAUAGUUUAAGUCAAUUUUAGGUACUAUUUUAUUUACAAUGUAUUGCAUAGUUAGUAUCUUAUACCUAAUAAAUUGUUUUCAUAAUACAUAGUUUAAAUAUAAUAAUAUAUAUGAACUUCAACAAUUUCAGUAAUGGUUUAAUUGUUGGAGAUGGGCCAGCAAAAAAUAGCUUCCAAGAUCCAAACGUUUUAAAUGAUCAAUCAAUACUAAGCAUCAACAAAAUUAAAAUGGAAAUAGAUAAAAGGUAUUCAUAUUCCUCAUAAAUUAUUAGCUAAUUGCAUUACAUGUAAAUUUAGUUCAGAGAAAAUUUUCAAAAAGUACUUAAUAUUUCUAAAAUGAAAGUUCAUGAUUUUUUUUACAUUUUGUAAAUGUUGGAGUUCUUAAAAAAUAAUAAAAAAUAUUCAUAAAGCCUCAAUAAUAGAUCAUGUAUAAUAACAGUCAGAUAAUAAGGGGGUGCGAUUUUAUUUUAUAUUGUAGUAAAAUUAUAGGCACUGAUUUAUUUAAAAUAUAUAGGUAGGUAUCUUAUGAUUAAUUUGUUCUACACAAUAUACAGUUCAAAUUUAAUAAUAUAUGUGUAAUUAAAUAAUUCUAGGAAUGGCAUAAUUGUUGAAGAAUUGGUGGAGCCAGCAAAUAGCAUCCAAGAUCCAAAUGUUUUAAAUGAUCACUCUAUACAAAAAAUUCACAAAAUUAAAAUGGAAAUAGAUGAAAGGUAUUCAUAUUACUCAUAAAUUAUUAAUUACUUGCACCUUUAUAUUAAUUUAGUUAGGAGAAGAUUUUCAAAAAGUAUCUGCCCCAUGUUAUUAUUUUUUAAUUAUAAAUUGUUUUUUUAUAAAUGUGUUAAGAGCUUUUAGAAAAAUAACGAAAUUUUUGUUACUGAUCCCCAUUGAUAGUUAAUAUAAAUAUAACAAUGUGUGGAUAUCAAAUAUACUUAACAGAAUAUCCAAGGAACUGCAUUUUAUUGAGUGAGCUCAUUGAUAAUAAUACAAAAUUUUCUUGAGAAUAUUUUGUAACUAGUGUAUACAUAAAUAUUGGCAACUACGAUAUAUAUACAGUAGAUGAUAAAAAGUUCACUGAAUUUUCCACUCGGUUAUAGAUUUAUUAUUGGAGGAGCUUAAAAUACCAAAUAUAGUUUCUGAGGAUCCAGAUUAAUUACCAUUGAAGGGUACAAAUUGUUUAAAUCAGCAAAUAAAACUAAAAUACAAUUCAUUUAAACUGAAAUCAUAAUCUUACUGACUAAUAAAUUGUCUCAUACAAUUAUGGUGAAGCUGAAGACCUAAUAGAAUUAACAUUCCUAUACUACUUUCAUUAAAGUCAAAUGUUAGAAUUAUGGCAUUAUUUUAAAAAAAUAUGAAAUUUUAAUAUAAACCGUAAAAUAUGGACUCCAAAUAGGUUCUAAAAAUUUCUUUUAGACAAUUAAAUUAAAAAAUAUUAGUUUUUUAAAAAACAUUUAAAAUAAGAAAAACAUUGACCCAACAUACCUUCUUAAUUAAACAUUGUGUACGAUACCAUGAUUGAUUAAAUAAAACAAUUUUGUUUUUAUUGGAAUUUUUAUUUAAAUUUUUUGUUGAUUAAAUUAUGUAGACUUAAGUUCAUUCAAUCAAUUAAUUUUUAACUGUAUUUUGACAUUUUUUCUUCCGAAGCUAAAAAUUAACAUUUUAAAAAUGUUAUAUUUAUUUUCGAUUUUACUAAUGAUGUUUUGAUAAAUGUUAAUGUUAAAGAUAAAAGUUCGAAAAAGCCUAUAAAAAGGAUAAAAUAGUGACAAAAGUGAUAAGUUCAACGCCACUCUUCGAUUUUUCCAUUUUUUCAUGGGUUUCAAUUAUCAGUUAUUAUUGUAACCAGGGACCAUAGAAUUGUAUUAUAUUAUAAGUCUAUGCCAGACUGCCUUGUUCUUUAUCCCAGUCAGAUGAUGGUGUGAUUGCCUAUUCUUUCGCCGUCUUUUUAAAAUAGGGGUUACAAUUUGUAAAAGGUUGAAAUUACUUACCUAGAGAAUAGAUCUAAUCUUUCCCUAUUAAAACAAUGUAUUUUAAUAUUUUAAGGGUAACUUUUGAACGAUUCAAAUGCAAAUGCAGUGUCAUAAUAACUUCUACUGUACAACAAAUUAUGGACAAAGAGCUAAUUUUAACCAUGUGGUGUUAUAUAGUUUGCUUAUCUCUAAACUUUGAUAAAUGUAAGACCAUGUCCUUUAGUAGAUCUUGAUCAUUAACAAAUUUUUACUUAUUUAUAUUAUAUUAAUGAUAAGGUCUUAAAUCAAUUAAUCCCAAAGUUAAUGUUUUAGUCUUUGUCAUUGUUCUAUUUUUAUUGUUUAUUCCUCAUAUUGACUUCGCGGUUUGCAAGGCUCUGCUCUUUUAUAGGAACACACACACACACUUGUCCACAUGUCUUCUCGCUUUUUAUAACUGGCGAUUAACACCAUUAAUAGAAAAAGGACCCAGUACCUGGUUAUUACUUUGGAUUACAAAAUUAACGUUGAACUAUCUAUUUAAUUCUAUCUAUUUAAUACCUAAUUAAUGUUUGCUGCUCUACUAUAGACAUAUAUAGUUUGAAGAUAAUAAUAUAUGUGAAUUUAAAUGAUUUUUAGUAAUGGUGUAACUGACAAAUUAGAAGAGUCUGCGCAUAGCUUUCAAGAUCCUAAAGUUUUAAGUGAUCAAUCGGUAAAAAUACUUAACACAAUUAAAAUGGAAAUAGAUAAAAGGUACUCAUAUUACUCAUAAAUUAUUAGCUACUUGUACCUUUAUUAUAUUAAUUUAGUUUAAAGGAGACUUUCAAAAAGUACCAGAUGAAUAAUUUUGUUAAAAUUAAGUUAUAUUUUUUUUUUACACAUUUUAUAAAUGAUUCUAGUACAUGCAAAAAUAAGAGGAAACAUUCAUUGUUGAGUCCCAAUAAAAGUUCAUGUAAUAAUAAUGAAAACCAAUUAAAAAGGUUAGUCUAUUUUGUUGUAUUAUAGUUAACAGUGAUAUUUUAAUUUAUAUGUAUACAUGUACAUAUUCCUAAUAGAUUUGCCAGAGAUUCUAAUAAACAGUUUGAUGAAAAAAACAAAUUAUGGAACAUUGAUGUUGAAAAAAUCAUUUUACCUAUUCAGGAUAAAUCAUAUACAAGGUAUAAUUAAUAGUAUUUUUGUUUUUAACGUUUUUACAAUCCUUAACAAAUUGUUUUUUUUUUUUUUGCAAUUUCUUUAGUUCAUCUAAGACAAAAACACUACCAGCGCUUUCACAAGUUUUAAUAGAAGACAAAUUUAACGAUAGUGAAUAUGAUAUAUGCGAAAGGUAAUAUUGUAAAGUUUUAAAACAAAAAUUUUUUUAUUGUGUUUUUACAGAAUUUAUGAGUACUUUUAUUAUCAAGGAUCAGGAAUUAUUUUUGGGGCUAUCUAGGUUUUUUUUUAUUGUAUGGUCCAUAGUUGAUUGUAGUUAAAUUAUGGAAAAUUAUAAUACAAUUAAAUUAUUUUAAAAUCCAUGUUUUAUUUAAGUUUGCUUUUUUGAUCUAAAUAUUUUUAUAACCUUGUUUCUAUGUUUAUAAUAAUCAUACGUUCAAUAGUGCUUUAAUAAAACUAGUUUAUUAAAUAGUACAGGAUAACAAUAUAUUAUUAAAUAAAUGUAUUUUAUGGUUAAAUGUCAUUAUAUUUCGACAAUUUUAAAUUUGUAAUGUAAUAUCGAAAAAAAAGGUAAUAUUUUUAUCUUGAAAUUUUUUAAUAAGCUGUUAUACUCUACUAUUAAAACUAAAAGCCCAAAAUCAAGUUUCAUUUAUUAAAAGUAUAAGUAUAUGAGGUUUGAAAGUAAUGAGACUGAUUUUUUGUCGUGUAUGUGGUAGCUCUGUGAACCUGUAACUUUGUGUCUUUAAUUUCCUAAUCUAAAUCUAUUAAUAGGUAUAUUUGACAUACUCAUGCAGUCAUUAGUUCACUGUAAGUGUUCUUUCGUCAGUGUAUGAAGCACAUGUCACGAAUAUAAAAUGACAUAAUUUCGAGCAACUUUUACAUCCAAAUGUCCCGUGACGAGGGCACUCCAGGAGUUUUCAGUAAAUGACUUCCAGAAAUCUUACGAAACUGGGAAAAGUGCUGGGCUCCAAGGAGAAUACUUUAAGGGGACUGUAUUGAUGUGCCUUCUUAUUUUUUUAAAUAUGUGUGAUUUUUGCAAUUAGUCUCAUUACUUUAAUUGUCUGACCUCGUAGCUACUUAACUGAUUUCACAUAAUUUACUGUAGCCUACAAAUAAUUUAUUAUUAUAUUUAAAGGAUUUUUUUUAAUACUGAGAACAAUUACAAAUGGAUUAUUAUUACAUAUUUUAAUAGCUAAACUUAUUGAAAAGCUGCUAUUUUAUUUUGUUAAUCAUAUGGCCGUGUAAGUGAUUUAAAAUUAUAAAUAUUCAAUGUACAAUGCUUGUGGUCAUUGGUUCAACUCUCAGCACAAUUUACGUGGACCAACACCAUUUAUAGUAACCAUCAACUAACUUAAUCCUAAUAGUACAAGAUUUUCAUUAAUUCAUUUUUUCACAAAUUAAAAUAAAUUUAAAAGGUUUGGCUAGGUUUAAUUUAAUUAAAAGUAAUUAGUCAAAUUAAUGAGUACUUUAAACUUGGUUUUAAAUUGUUGAGAUAUGGGAGUUAAAAAAAAUUUAAUAUUAAUUUUAUAGUUCUAGGUGUUGCAGUAAAAAUAUACCUGAAAGUUUUGGCCACAAAGUUAUUGAAUAUUCUCCAGAUUCUACAACUGCAUCAAAAAAUUUAUUUAUCAAUUCAAAUUUCGAAAAGUAACUUUUAUACUUGCUUACCUUUAAUGUAGUAUGUUCUAAUGAUGUAUUAUUUAUUUAUAUUUUUAGUAAUGUUCCAUUUGUUCCAAGUGAAGUAGUAAGUAAAAUUUAAUAGUUAAUUAAAUUGAAAUAUAUAAUUUAAAUGUUAGACAUUUACUCUGACAAAAUUAGCACUAAAUUUAACUAAAAUGUAUAAAAUUAUAUUGGCUGUUUGAAGAACCUUUUUUUUUCAAACAGGUACCAAAAAAUCCAGUUUUGAAUAAUAAAAAAGACCCAAACAAAUUAGUUGAGAAACGAAAACCAUAUAAUGGUAUGUAUUUUGGGUAAAUAGAAAGUGACUUACAAUAUUAAUUUACCUAAUCAAUAAUAUUUAAAUGUUUUAGUAGAUGAUAGUGAUGCAAAUGCUACCCCCAAAGGAUUACUUGUGGGUUUAUUGCCACAUCAAAUACGUACCAUACUCUGGCUUAUGCAGAAAGAGACCGAACCAACAUGUGGUGGAAUUUUAGGUAAAUAGUAGUAGUAUUCUAUUUACCUAGUACAAUAUUAUUGAUUGUUUAUUUUACUCAUAAUAUUUUAUUUUUAGUCGAUGACAUUUGUUUGGGUAUUACACUAACCAUGGUAUCAUUUAUUUUAAAAUCUCUUGAGGAACAACAAGAUAGUAUGUGCGAUGAUGAUAAAGGUAGCAUUUUUGAUAAAAUUAACAUUUUUAAAUAUAUUGCUAAUAUAAAUAAGUUAAGUAAUAAUCUUCUCCUUAGCCUUCAUCUCCACUUUUUGAAGUAAGGUACUUUAAUCUUAAGAUUCAACUUGACCUAAUUUCACACUUUGCAUUUAAUGACUGUCUUCAUAUUAUUAUACUCAAUCGCAUUGAGCCAUCUCUUUUUUGAUCUUCUCUUCCCUUUUUUCCUAUAUUUAUUUUAAUUAAAAUUCUUGCUACUUCAUUUUCUCUUUAUGGUAUGCUCAAACUUAUAUUAUAAUAAUCUGUUUAUUUACUCUUGAUUUUCUACUAUCAAAAGCUACACCUAAGUUACCUCUUAUGUACUUGUCUCUUAUCAUAUCUUCUCUUGUCACUCAUCCAUUUAUUCUUUUGUUUUUUUUGAAUAAAGCCGAAGCUUCAUCAAAAGCAUGACAAAAACAUAACAACAUUUCUCUAAUUGAAUCAUUAUAAAUAUAUUAUCUUAAAAACCGAACCGAUUAAAAUGAUACCAAAUGAAAAUAUUUAUACUAGUAGGCCUAUAAAUGCCGGUGCUUCUGAUAUGAGACAAUGCCCGGUAUCCAUCAGUCAUUGCCAUUAGAAAUUACUGAAUUAUAAAUAGAACUAUCUGCAAAACAAUGUAUUAUUAUUAUUAUAUAUACAUAAAAACUAAAAAUAGCAAUCUUAACUAUAUAAUAAAAUAAAAUAUCAUUUUUAUCAUUGCUUUUGACAUAUUAAUAUAAUUAAAUUUUUUCCCCUAAAAUUUGGGAGAGGCAUCACUGCCAUGCCUCCCUUGUACCCGUGCCCGCUACUAGAUAAUAAAUAAAACUUAUUAAAUUGUGUGUAAACUCCCCUAUUUCACAAUUAUUGUCAAUUUGCCAUUUAUUUUUUAUGACAGUAUAUUAUAGCUUGUUUGAUAUUCUAUUCCCAAAAGAUAAUAUUUUGAACAGUUUAAAUAAUAUUAUUUGUUUGUCAACAUUAUAUUUUAUUUAAUAGGUAUGAUUUUAUUAGUCUUUACAUUUGAUAUUUUUAUUUAUAUAUGUAUAUUAAAAAUGAUCAAUAUUUUGGUACAUUUUAUCUUCUACGUAAGAUACCCCCUCUAGAGUAUUACUGUUGCAAUAAUAGCAAUAAAUGGUAUUGUCUGAAUAUUUUUUUUAUUAAUAUAAUGUGACUAAUGAAUAUAAAUAUAUACACAUAUAUAUGUAUGGUUAAUACUGAUGAAUAUCAGUGAUUUUGAUCUUAUUGUAUUAUCAGUAGGUAGGUAUAUGCUGAAAUUCAAAUCCCAAAAUCUAAUUCUAAACCAAUUGAAAUCUAAUUUAAUCAAAUUUUAUUUUUAAAAGAUGAUAAUGCACAUACUUAAAUUUAAAAUUUUUGUUUCUAAUAAAAUUAUAUUUUAUAUUUUUAUAGUUAAUAAUGGUGGAACGUUGAUUAUAUGUCCAUUUUUUUUGAUGGAGCAAUGGCACAAAGAAGUGUUGACUAAUGUGAAUAGUACAUCUGUGAAAAUUUGUAAAUAUCAUCAGGGUGAAAAAAAUGUACUUGCUAACCAAUUAAAUAAAUAUGAUAUAGUGAUUACUUCAUUUAAAUGUGUCAAAUGGGAUUAUAAAAAUAACCCGAAUACAGUUAGUACAAAUUAAUAUUAAUUUUAAUAUAUUUAACUAAAACUACAGGGUUUAUUUGGUCGAAUUGAACAGUUGUUAUCACUAGUGUUAAUUUGAAUAAUUUCAGAGUCCUUUAUUCAAUAUAAAGUGGAAACGCAUCAUUUUAGAUGAAGCAAUUAAUAUUCAAAAGUAUAACACACAAGCCUGCAUUUCAAUUUGCAAACUUUCUAGUAUUUAUAGAUGGGCUAUAGUAACUGAAACCCCAAUACCUAAUGAAGAAUUUUAUUCCCUCUUAAAAUUUAUUCAGUGUAAACCUUUUGACAGUUUGCCAGUAAGUAUUAUUGUAUUUGGAUUUGUAUUUAUUUUUUUUCAGUUUUAAUUAAAAUCAAUGAUAUUAAAAAUAAAAUAAAUUUCUUUUUUAAAGUUUUGGAAGCAAUUCAUUGACAGUAGUUCUAAUGCAGAAGUUCCACCAGUUAUACUAACACAUCUAAUACAAUCUUUAAUGCAAAGAUAUACUAAAGGAGAACUUGAUCAAUUUGUACUGCCUGUUCAAACGGUUUUCAAUAUUGAAGUAGGGAUGUCUGUAAGGGAAAAAGAUGUCUAUAACCAAAUACUACAGUUCUCCAAGUUAGUUGAAUUUAUUCUAAGAGGUUUUUUUAAAUUGUUUUCUUUAAUAAAAAUGUAUAUUUUGUAUUAAAUGUCUAGGUACAAUUUAGAUGCAAUAAAAAGCUCCAAGCAAAAAUCAAAAAAACCGAAGAAAGUUCAACAUUUUCUAGGUAAAUUUUUUAUGAACAUGUAGGUUGAUUCAACAUUUACGUUCCAACCUUAAUUUACAGAUUUUAUCAUGUUAAUAUUCAAAAAAGAGAAAAAUGUAAAACACAAUUUUUCGAUUUAUUAAUAUCUAAAAUAAUUUGUGCACUUUUUUUUACUGUUUUUUGGUGGUAAAUUUUUAAAGUUAAAAUGGGAACCUAUAUUCAAAAUUCCAUAAAUUGAUGACAUUUUUGAUUUCUGUUUACGAGAUAUUUUACUUAUUAGUUAGUUAAAGUGUGUCAUACUGUUACUUAAGCAUAUAUAGUAUAUAGCAAAUAUAUGUUGUGUAUAGCAUAUGCAUAUAUAGGGGGUUCUCUGUUACUCUUACCUUUACUAAACUAAAAAGUGGAAUAUCUGGUUAACGGGUUGGUGGAAACCAAAAAUGUUUACAGCGAAAUUUAUUUAAAAACUAUGAAACUAACACCAUCUAUUUAUGCAAUUUUUAUUAUAGAUUUAAUUUGAAUUUUAAAAAUUGACCUCUUUCCAAAAAAAAAAUUCACUAAUUCAAAAAGAUUUAUAAAUUAAAAAAACUUUUGUAUAUUAGGUAUAUAUAUUUUUUAUUUCUAAUAGUUAUAUUUUGAAAUAUGUAAAUAAAUGGCUGAAACAUGCAUUUUGAAUCACUCUGUGUAAAUCUAGUUAUAAUUCUUAUAAAAUCUUUAAGGUUAGGUUAGGUUUUGAGUAUUGAUUCUCUUGUGAAUAAAGUUCUAUUUUUUUGAUUAGCUUAGAUAGAAUUGUUUCUUUAAUUUUGUCAUUUGUCUUAUUGGUUUAUUUAUGAUUCCAUGAUUUUGUUAGUGACAUUCUGCGAAUGUAAAGUGAAUUACUAAAUUUUUUUUUGGAUUCAAUUUUAGAAUUGGAACUUGAAAAAGAAAACGUUUUCCCAGAACUUGAACAAUUUUUCCAUUCCUUUAAAAACAAAGAAUUACGGAUUUGCCAUAUGUUGGUGCUACAGUUGCGUUUAAGGCAAGCCUGUUGUCACCCAUCAUUGAUCGUAGAAGUAUGUUAUGAAUAAUUAUAUAUAAAGCAAAAUGUUUUAAAACGUAUUGUUGUUUUGGGUUUUUUUACAGAAAUUGCCUAGAAAAGUUAAUAUUGGAAGAAACGCACAAGAAACAAAGGAACCAAUUAUUUUUGAAAAUACAUGGCCUAGCUCUAAAGUAAAAUAUGUGUACCAUUUUUAAUCAUAAACAUAUACUGUCAACUUUAGAUAAUUUUCUUAAACAUUUGUAUAUUAUAAAUAACAAUAAAUGUACAUGAGUUUUUUUUAUUGAUAGAUUAUAGCCAUAUGUAAUAUGAUUAAAACCACUCUUUUUGCAAACCAUGGAACGGAGAAGUUAAUUAUUGUGUCUCAAUGGUGUAGCAUGUUAAACCUCAUACACAAUUACUUGUCCAAGAAUUGUUCUCUAAAGAUGGAAUUAAUUACUCGUAUUGUUAACAUAGAAGAAAAAAACAAUAUUGUCAGAAAUUUUAACAGUUCUAGCGGACCAAGGGUAAUUAAAUAACAAUAUAAAUAUAUGAGCAAAUUAUUACACAUUUUCGAGGCACACAAUGUAUACUUUAGUUACUUGAAACUGAAUUUUUAAUUAUUUCCAUAAUUUUACAAUAAUAAAAAAAAAGUUGGUAGUAUAACUAUUGACUAGGGUAGUUAUUUAAAAUAAGAUACUUUUUUUUUUAUUAUUGGUUUGAUAAAAAAAUUGUUUUUAUACUAUCAUAAUAUUUUAACCUAACAAUUCUAUACUUAUUUUAAUUUGAAUUUUUUAGACAUGUCAUUUCAGCAUUUUUUUCAUUUUUAAGGCAUAAUUUAAUUUUUUUUUUCUAUGUACUAAAGUGAUAUUUGUUCAACAAUAUGUUUAAGAUUUUUAAGUAUAAACUGUAUCAUCAAAACUAGGAAUCAUUUUUCUCUUUCACUUUAAAGAGGACAAUAAAUAUUGCAGUAAUGCUCCUUAAUUAAAUAUCAGAAUAUUUUGGGACUAUUGCAUAUAUCUUAAUUGAUUUUUUCAAUGCUAAUAAUAAUAUUUUAUGUCCAACUUAUAAUUUCAUUAAUAAAUAAGUCAGGAUUUUAGAUAUCAUUAAUUUGGGCAAAUUAACCAACAUUUACCCAAGUAAUGCAUAUAUUAUUAAAAUGAGAAAUUAUUAUUUUACGUUGAAAACUUCCUGCAUGGCUCUUUUUCGUAAGAUUUAUUUUUUUUUUUAAUAUUUUACAAAUAAAACUUGUAAACCUAAAGUUUUGACAUAACGAAUUUUAAAAAAAAUCGAUUGGCCAUUUGUUUCUGAAACAACUCCGUGUACUAUUAUGUUAACUUUGUAUAUAUCGCAAUCGUUCAAUUUUUGUAAUACCCUUAACCUUAAUUUAACUGUUAAUUUCUGAUUUCAUCCUGUUGUUUCAUCAUUGUCUUCACUAUUUGUGUCCCUUUGAAAUUCUUAUGAAAUAACUGAAAAUUCAGCAGCACUACAUAUUAAUUUUUUGAAAAUAUUUUUCAGGUUUUGUUCACGACGCUCAAGUAUAUUACAGAAUGUGACCAAACUAUUUUGAUAGCCGAUCAUAUAUUUUUUACGGAAGCACAUUGGAAUCCCCAGUGGCAAUCUAAAAUUUGCUAUCGCAUUCGUAGAGUGGGCCAGACAAAACCCAUAAACAUAUAUAAUUUUGUAUGCUCAAACACACUAGAGUCAAAAAUCUUGGAAAUCCACGAAGAAAGACGUAAGAUCGCCCAAAAAUUAUAUGUUACCGGCAAUUAUUCUCAAGAGAAUAUCGUACACCUUUUGUCUGGUUGACAUUUUUAUAUGUUUUAUUUAUCAUAUGUUAUUCAGAUUUUUAUAACCUACAUUUUGUUUAUUUUGUUAUUACUUUUUCAAUCUAUAAAAUGUUUUUAAUAUUAUUGCUAUAUUUAUGUUAUCUGUUAAUUAAAUUAUGAAAAUUUAUUAUAUUAUUUAUAUUAUACAGCCAAUAUGAUAUUAUAUUUUGAAUUAUUUAUGCAUUAAGUUUUUGUUACAUUAUUUAUUACUAAGUAUGUUAUUUAUGUAAACUCUUUGUUAAAUUAUAUAAAAAAAUAUAAAUUAGAUUUUUUUUAUUUUAAACUAUUGUUGUGUUUAGUUGUAAGAUAUUGUGUUUUUUGUGCCUAUUUGGCCGUGUAUUAUUUUCUGCCCUACAUGGCGACAUUAACACUAGAUACCGCAUACUGUGAUGUUUAUAUUUUUAUUAGUAAACCGUGAUUUAUGUAAAUAGUUCUGUAC